Messenger RNA from Thamnophis sirtalis, 2976 nucleotides. The record is from RefSeq and is a predicted model, not a curated record. NCBI's taxonomy places the organism in Eukaryota, Metazoa, Chordata, Lepidosauria, Squamata, Natricidae.
ACUUUUGAAGAUAACAUCAGGAAAAACCGGACUGUUAUCAGUAAUUGGAUCAAAUACGCACAAUGGGAAGAAAGCCUCAAAGAAGUACAAAGGGCUCGUUCCAUCUACGAGCGGGCUCUAGAUGUAGACUACCGAAACGUAACUCUUUGGCUGAAAUAUGCCGAAAUGGAAAUGAAGAAUCGUCAGGUUAAUCAUGCGCGAAAUAUCUGGGAUCGUGCUAUCACUAUUUUACCAAGAGUUAAUCAGUUCUGGUACAAGUAUACUUACAUGGAAGAGAUGCUGGGGAACGUUGCUGGGGCCCGCCAAGUGUUUGAGCGUUGGAUGGAAUGGCAGCCAGAGGAACAGUCAUGGCAUUCCUACAUUAACUUUGAGCUAAGAUAUAAGGAAGUGGAUAGAGCACGUUCAAUUUAUGAGAGAUUUGUCAUGGUCCAUCCCGAUGUUAAGAAUUGGAUCAAAUAUGCUCGUUUUGAAGAAAAACACAGUUAUUUUGCACAUGCAAGAAAAGUAUUUGAAAGAGCUGUGGAAUUCUUUGGAGAAGAACAUAUGAAUGAACAUUUGUAUGUUGCAUUUGCCAAAUUUGAAGAGAACCAGAAAGAGUUUGAACGGGUGCGAGUAAUAUACAAAUAUGCCCUGGACAGAAUUCUAAAACAUGAAGCACAGGAACUCUUCAAAAAUUAUACAAUUUUUGAGAAGAAAUUUGGGGACCGAAGGGGAAUUGAGGAUAUUAUUGUUAGCAAGAGGAGAUUCCAAUAUGAAGAAGAAGUAAAAGCUAAUCCACAUAAUUAUGAUGCUUGGUUUGAUUAUCUGCGCCUGGUAGAAAGUGAUGCGGAUUCUGAUACGAUACGUGAAGUUUAUGAAAGAGCCAUUGCCAAUGUACCUCCAAUUCAAGAAAAGCGACACUGGAAGAGAUACAUCUAUUUGUGGAUCAAUUAUGCACUCUAUGAAGAGCUAGAGGCAAAGGGGACAUCUAUAGGUAAAUGUCCAAAGAACAAGCUAUUUAAAGGCUACAUUGAACUGGAGCUACAACUGCGAGAGUUUGACCGCUGUCGGAAACUCUAUGAGAAGUUUUUAGAGUUUACACCUGAAAACUGCACAUCAUGGAUCAAAUUUUCUGAAUUAGAAACUAUUCUUGGUGACAUUGACCGGGCCAGAGCUAUAUAUGAACUAGCUAUUGGCCAACCUCGAUUGGAUAUGCCAGAGGUACUUUGGAAAUCUUACAUAGACUUUGAAAUUGAACAAGAAGAAUAUGAGAAUACAAGAAAUUUGUACAGGAGGUUGCUUCAGCGAACACAGCAUGUUAAGGUAUGGAUCAGUUUUGCUCAGUUUGAACUCUCAGCAGAUAAAAAGAACAAUUUACCACGAUGCCGGCAAAUAUAUGAAGAGGCGAAUAAAACAAUGAGAAAUUGUGAGGAGAAAGAAGAAAGGCUUAUGCUCUUAGAAUCUUGGAAAAGUUUUGAAGAGGAGUUUGGAACAGAAUCCAGCAGAGAACGAGUAGAAAAACUCAUGCCUGAAAAAGUCAAGAAGCGGAGAAAACUUCAGGCUGAAGAUGGGUCUGAUGCCGGCUGGGAAGAAUAUUAUGAUUAUAUCUUCCCAGAAGAUGCUGCCAAUCAACCCAACCUCAAACUGCUUGCAAUGGCUAAACUCUGGAAGAAGCAGCAACAGGAUGAAAAUCCAGAGAGAGAUCCAGACAAGGAUAUUGAUGAAAGCAGUCCCUAACAAUAUCUUUGAUUUCUUCUCCUUUAUAUUGUACAGAUUUUGCUAAUAAACUGUUUUACAAAAAAUUGCUAAUACUUGAGGUGAAAGAGGCAUGUUUUUAACAUAAGCAUUUAAAGAUUAAUGUUUAUAGCUGUGAUUUAAUCAUUGUAGAGCAGAAAAAUAAGCAAAAAGGAGUAACUGCUCUUUGAAGAAAGAUAAGACAGAUCUCAUGAACUUUAGCUUAGAAGAAAGACAAAUAAAAUAACGUGCAUAAAAUUGAGAGUAAACAAGGAUUUUUUUCCUAUUCUCAUAUUACUAGAAUCCAGGACAAUUCACUGAUAUUGAAUAGCUGCAGCCAAUCACAAAUAUCUCAGCAGGCAAUUUUACAAUAUUUUAUUCUGUGUCAAAAUUCAAACAUUAAGACUAAGGGACAUAAUCAGGUAAUUUUAAUUGCAGCACAGAGCAAAUCAAAUAAGAACUAUCACCCCUAUUAACUUCAAAGGAUGAAGGAAUAAGAUAUUCAAAAUCUAUCAAGAGAUUUUAGAAACUGGAUAAGGGUGGUUUAUAAAGAUUAGCACAUCUGGGGUCAACUUAUCACAGAAGCAAGUACAAAAGACAGCUUUUGUUCAAAAAAUUCAUGAUCUUCAGCCAAGCACUUCCUAGUGCUACAGUACUUUCUUGGAAAUGUACUGUUUACCUACUUCAAAUAAUAACCUAUUUCUGAGUAGACUAGUUUUUCUAAGGUGUUCUGACAGCUAUCUGGUACUUUAGCCUCUCCACUUUCAUAUUUAGCUUGGAGGCAGCAGUGCUCCUGUGGAUCUGCUGACUAUUCUUCCCUUUCAGAGUUAAGAAGAAAAGGAUUCAGACAAGAACUUUGGGCUAUGUCCUGGCCCCUUAAAAUUAGUAAAGUUCUUGUUUCUGUUCCUCUAUUGCUUCCUUGCAAAAGAAGAUUCUGGGGAAGCCAUUAUGUCAUUCUUUGCUCCCUGUUCCAACUCCAGUAUGUUCCUAAUGCACAUCUUCCCUCUCCAUGGGCAUUCAAGAGGCAGUAAAUAUAAAUGUAGCUCAUAAUAUUGUGAUACAAAUUCUGCUCCCGCGUACUUGUUUUCUUGGGCAAGUACAAAAGUGUGAAGCUUGUGUCAUGAUGUUUAUUUAGGCUGGCUGUUGAGUGGUAUGUUAUUUAUUUGACUUGUUGGGGACAGAUGACAAUUUCCAUUUUAUUGUCUUAAGAAUAAUUAUGCGGCCAAAAAGCAUUCCUGUAAAUAAAAAUGAUGUUAAAUAUCG